Molecule: messenger RNA, 1299 nt
Organism: Phaedon cochleariae (mustard beetle)
Lineage: Eukaryota; Metazoa; Arthropoda; Insecta; Coleoptera; Chrysomelidae
Source: the annotation of a GenBank genome assembly
GGAGUAAGUUAGGUUAUGUUUGAGAAACUCUAGAUCAAGAUUCAAGCACUUUCAAGUGGUUUAGUUCCACGUUAGUUGAUUAAUUACCAGGAACAUGAUUUUCAAAGUUAUUGUGAAGAACUGUUGUGUUGUUUACCAUCAAAGAAAACGAGAAUUCUGCAAACUGAGAAAAUAUGGCACCAUUUUCACCGGAGCCCUAGCAAUUUUCACCUCCAAACAAACCAUCAACACUGAAGAAUUCAUGGCUCUACCAAUCACCUCUCUAGAACAUCUCUCUUCACAACCAAAUGACAUGAAAACCAAAAUGGAACUGAUGAUCCUGAAAGUACAAAAAGAAUUUUGCGACGCCUUAGAAAAAGAAGACGAUUGCAGCAAAUUCCUGGUGGACCGUUGGCAGAGGAAAGAAGGUGGAGGCGGGAUAACUUGUGUUUUACAGGAUGGACAAGUUUUCGAGAAGGCUGGGGUGAACAUUUCCGUCGUUUCUGGUACUUUGCCUGCGGCGGCAGUGGCCCAGAUGCGGUCUAGAGGGAGAAAAUUGGGGGAGGGACAGCUGCCCUUUUUUGCAGCAGGUAUAAGCGCCGUAAUCCAUCCGGUGAACCCCAUGGUACCCACCAUCCACUUCAACUACAGGUACUUCGAGGUGCGAGACGACGAAGGGACGCAAUGGUGGUUCGGCGGCGGUACCGAUCUGACGCCGUACUAUCUGAACGCCGCGGACGCCGUUCAUUUCCACCAGACGCUCAAGAACGCUUGCGACAAGCACGACAAAACGUACUACGGCAAGUUCAAGAAAUGGUGCGACGAUUAUUUCCAUAUUCCGCACAGGGGGGAAAGGAGGGGGGUCGGGGGGAUUUUUUUCGACGAUUUGGAUAGUCCCGGUAGCGAGGAAUGCUUUGAGUUUGUCACCGAGUGUGCCAAUUCCGUCAUUCCCUCGUAUAUUCCUCUAGUACAAAGGCACAAAACCGCGAAAUACACAAACGUGGAAAGAGAAUGGCAACUGCUGAGAAGAGGGAGAUACGUUGAAUUCAAUUUGAUUUAUGACAGAGGUACCAAGUUUGGUUUGUACACACCCGGAGCAAGAUAUGAGAGUAUACUCAUGUCAUUGCCUCUUCAUGCGAGAUGGGAAUAUAUGCAUGUGCCUAAAGAAAAUACACCGGAGGGAGAACUAUUAGCAGUACUCAGAAAUCCCAAAGAUUGGGUAGAAUAUUCCUGUGAAGACGAAAACAAAACAAGUUGAACAAAAUUGUAUUCGGGAUAUAAUGAUUGUUGUUAAUUAAAAAGAAUAUAUUUUUACUAAUU